UUAGUAAGGAAGACUUGAAACUGUCGAAGUCAUGCCUGGGUUUUAGGAAUAGAUCGAAGAAGGGGACAUAACCCAUAUGGAGCUUUCGGAAUUGGUCAGUUCACUGCAAAUACUCUGCUAUAUAUAUUAAGAAUGAUGCAGAUUAUACCAGUAGCGGCCAUGAACACAGAUGAACUUAAUGAGAAUAACGAGAUUCAGAGAGAGGAUUUUGAGUUGGAACAGCGGCAGAAUGAAUGUGAGGACGAUUCAAAGAAAAUCCAACCAUGGACAAAGCAGAUCACGUUACGGGGAUUUAUUGCAAGCUUAGUCAUUGGCUGCAUCUAUAGCAUUAUAGCCACGAAACUAAACCUCACAACAGGAAUUGUACCAAACCUCAAUGUCUCUUCUGCCCUUCUCGCAUUCGUGUUCAUUCGUACAUGGACAAAGUUGCUUUCAAAAGUCGGAAUUGUCUCAGUGCCUUUCACUCGGCAGGAGAAUACUAUGAUUCAAACCUGUGCUGUCGCUUGUUACAGCAUUGCUGUUGGAGGCGGAUUGGGGUCAUAUCUCUUGGGAUUAAACAAGAAGACAUAUGAGCUGGCAGGAGUUGACACUCCAGGAAAUAAUCCAGGGAGCUACAAGGAUCCCGGGAUCGGACUUAGAGGAGUUGUUCCUAUUUCGAUUUGCAGGAAGCAAGUACGCGGGUUUAUGAAGUUCUUCUCAUUCGGCUUCUUGUGGGGUUUUUUUCAAUGGUUUUACACUGGAAAUGGAGAAUGUGGAUUCUCACAGUUCCCUACUUUUGGAUUGCAAGCUUGGAGGCAAACAUUCUACUUUGAUUUUAGCAUGACAUACGUAGGAGUUGGAAUGAUCUGUCCCCACAACGCGAACUUAUCUUUGCUUUUGGGAGGUGUGCUCUCAUGGGGUAUGAUGUGGCCACUUAUUCAUAAGCGUAAAGGAGAUUGGUUUCCUGCACAACUACCCGAAAGCGAUAUGCAGAGUUUGGGUGGGUACAAGGUGUUCAUCUCCAUUGCUCUCCUUUUGGGUGAUGGCCUCUACAUUUUCACCAAGAUAAUGUAUGUCACUUUGGUAACAUUCCACAGCAGAUUGAAACACGAAAACCGCAAAUCAGCUUUGGGGAGUGAGAACAAGGCCCUUGAUGAUCUGACAAAAGAUGAAUUCUUCAUCAGCGAAAUCAUUCCCAUAUGGGUAGGAGCUGUUGGCUAUUUCAUCCUCGCCACUAUUUCUGUAAUUGCUGUUCCCUUCAUAUUCCCUGAGAUUAAGUGGUACUAUGUCAUCGUAGCAUACAUUUUUGCACCAUCUUUGGCCUUUUGCAAUGCUUAUGGAGCUGGUUUGACUGACAUAAAUAAUGCCUAUAUUUAUGGCAAAGUGGGUCUAUUUGUGCUAGCUGCAGUGGCCGGAAAAGAACAUGGCGUGGUGGCGGGGAUGGCGGGGUGUGGCUUGGUCAAGUCUGUUGUUAAUGUUUCUUGCAUUCUGAUGCAAGAUUUUAAAACAGGCCAUCUCACACUCACGUCCCCUCGAGCAAUGCUUCUAAGCCAGGCCAUUGGGACGGCUGUAGGUUGUGUGGUAGCCCCACUCAGCUUCUUUCUAUUCUACAAUGCAUUUGAUGUGGGCAACCCAAAUGGAGAAUUUAAAGCUCCUUAUGCUAUAAUCUACAGAAAUAUGUCAGUUCUUGGUGUUCAAGGCUUCUCAGCUUUGCCACAGCACUGCCUGCAACUUUGUGGCUGUGCGUUUGCGUUUGCAGUUGUAAUUAACCUGGUGAAAGAUUUUUGUCCCAAGAAGAUAGGUAAGUGGAUGCCACUACCAAUUGCCAUGGCAUUGCCCUUUUUCGUGGGCACCUACUUUGCUAUAGACAUGUGUGUUGGUAGUCUGGUUGUGUUUGUGUGGCACAAGCUUAAGAAUAACAAGGCUGACUUGAUGAUUCCACCAGUUGCUUCCGGCUUAAUCUGCGGUGAAGGUCUGUGGAUCCUUCCUGCAUCAGUUCUUGCCUUGGCCAAAGUAACUCCCCCCAUGUGUAUGACAUUCUUGGCUUCUUAGAAGCAGCCAGCUCUGUUUUAUAAAAAUGUUGCUAGUUACUUGAAGCCACUAAAAAUUACUGUUUGAUGGGAAACUGGAGUCCCCAGAAAGAUGAAAUUAAAAUAAUAUCAAGUUGCAUCCAACUUGGAGGAACU
This is a messenger RNA of Ilex paraguariensis (yerba mate), 2165 nucleotides long. The record is from the annotation of a GenBank genome assembly. NCBI's taxonomy places the organism in Eukaryota, Viridiplantae, Streptophyta, Magnoliopsida, Aquifoliales, Aquifoliaceae.